Messenger RNA from Pundamilia nyererei, 1249 nucleotides. RefSeq names its product complement component 1, q subcomponent-like 2 (gene c1ql2). Lineage: Eukaryota; Metazoa; Chordata; Actinopteri; Cichliformes; Cichlidae. Gene Ontology annotation, molecular function: protein binding. The record is from RefSeq and is a predicted model, not a curated record. The coding region runs from base 199 to 960 and encodes 253 amino acids. The transcript is spliced from 2 exons.
CGUUGCGUUUGCUGUCCUCUCUCCUCCCUCUCUCUUUAUGUUAUCGUGGGACUGAGUGACUCGUUUAGGUCCGCUUUCUUUUCAAGUGAGCUUUUACUACCUUCCAUAAUUACGUCCCAAAGCAAAACGGACUUUAUAGCGCUUGCUUCUCGGACUCUCCAGAGGAAGAGACUCAUCGCCGCUGUGGUUGGAAUCGUCAUGGUUUUGACUCUCCUUAUCGUGAUUCCUCUGUUAGUCCAAACCUCUAAGACCGAUGCGCACUACGAGAUGAUGGGCACCUGUCGGAUGAUCUGUGACCCGUACAACCCCAAACCUAGCACCGCGGCUUUGGAGGUCAUGCAGGACCUGAGCGCCAUUCCAUCCCCCAGCUUUGUUCAAGGAGCUAAGGGCGAGCCAGGUCGGUCGGGGAAACCGGGGCCGAGGGGACCACCUGGCGAACCGGGACCACCGGGUCCGAAGGGACCACCAGGGGAUAGAGGAUAUUUUGGAAAGCUCGGGUAUUCCGGAGUAGAGGGCACAGCGCGGACUGAGACUGCCGGAGAAUUGGGCACGGCUAUCGGCGGGGCAAAGAUAGCGUUUUAUGUGGGACUGAAAAAUCCUCACGAGGGAUACGAAGUGCUGCGCUUCGACGACGUUGUCACGAACCUGGGGAACCACUAUGACCCGACGACGGGCAAGUUUACAUGCCAGGUGUCCGGGAUUUAUUACUUCACCUAUCAUGUGCUGAUGCGCGGAGGGGACGGGACAAGCAUGUGGGCAGACUUGUGUAAAAACGGGCAGGUCCGGGCCAGUGCUAUAGCGCAGGAUGCAGACCAGAACUACGACUAUGCCAGUAACAGCGUCGUCCUACAUCUUGAUUCCGGGGACGAGAUUUAUGUAAAGCUGGACGGCGGAAAAGCGCACGGUGGAAACAACAACAAAUACAGCACGUUUUCAGGUUUCCUUCUGUACCCGGACUAAUUUGGGAACGUCCCACUCCAACAGGCCGUGCGAGAGAAAAAAGCUUCUAAACACAGCUCAUCAAACUGAUGAAGAAAGCUGCCACCCAACAACAAAACCCUUGUCAUUGUACUCAAUUUUAAAAAUCUAACUUUCUUCAAAGGAUAUGGAUUCUUCUUCUUAUUUAAAUUCUAGGAGUUCCCUUUUAAAACACGGGUGCUAAUUAUUUUUCCGUAUCCUUUCCAGUGCAUAGGAACCCCUUUGAAACACAUUUCUGCUGGAGAAAGAAGUGAAAUGAGUAUAAUACAAG